This is a messenger RNA of Angiostrongylus costaricensis, 435 nucleotides long. The record is from the annotation of a GenBank genome assembly. Lineage: Eukaryota; Metazoa; Nematoda; Chromadorea; Rhabditida; Metastrongylidae.
AUGGUAAACGUCGAUUUAUUGAAGAAACAUGCUGGCCAGUAUAAAAUGACACGUGACACGGCUGGCGAAUAUCAUAAACAGCUUUUCACCCUUCAUCCCGAACUUGCAAAAUACUACGACGCCGAAGACAUCGAUCCAGAUAGCGUCCUAAAGGCUCAGAAAUUCGUGAUGCUCGGUCAGCAAGAGCUGCAGUGUUUCUUCCGACUCCCCACAGUCGUAAACGAUGAGCGUAGUUGGCGCAGUGCGUUAAGCGAUUUCAAGGAGACAUUCAGCGAAAACAACAAUAUGUCGAUGAAGGAAUUCAACAAAGUGUACGAUGCGUUUUUUGCCGCCAUGCAAAAACAUGCCGGUGGAGUGACAGCUGAGCAAAAGAAGGAAUGGAUGGUGUUGUUCAACAAGGCCUAUGCAGACAUGAAGAAGUGGGGUUGGUACUGA